Dipodomys ordii (Ord's kangaroo rat) is the source of this 6191-nucleotide messenger RNA. RefSeq names its product ATPase, Ca++ transporting, plasma membrane 1 (gene Atp2b1). Bases 459 to 3308 code for a protein of 949 amino acids. The transcript is spliced from 16 exons. Lineage: Eukaryota; Metazoa; Chordata; Mammalia; Rodentia; Heteromyidae. Gene Ontology annotation, molecular function: ATP hydrolysis activity; PDZ domain binding; ATP binding. Gene Ontology annotation, biological process: regulation of cytosolic calcium ion concentration. Gene Ontology annotation, cellular component: intracellular membrane-bounded organelle; membrane. The record is from RefSeq and is a predicted model, not a curated record.
CUCGGCUGGUGGAAGCCGAGCCUCUGGGCUCCGCGGCCGCCUCAUCCCCGAGGUGCAUUCGCACCUCCGCCGUGCGUCCCGAACCCUGCGAGCCGGCUGCAGACGCGCGGAGGACCGAGCCUGGUUCUUCCCGUUUCCUUCUGUCCCUCGCCGCCUCCCCACCCCGACCCUCUCGCUGCCUCCCUUUCCUCCUCCCCCCCCCACCCCCUCGGAAAAUGGUUCCCGCAGCUGGGCGAGAUGUAUACAUCUCAUGAUUGAUGGGAAGAAACAAGUCAUGGGCCAAAGGUCAAGAUACUUCUCUGGGAAAUGCUGCUGCUGAUGCUGCUUUAUAAAGUCCUACAAUGAGUGUUUGGUUUGGGAACGAUUUUCAUAUUUAAAAGAUUUUCAUCUUGGAAGUAAAUCAAGUGAAAAUUAGAUUCAUUUGGGAAACAUUUUCCUCCUAAUAAAUUAUACUUAUAAUGGGCGACAUGGCAAACAACUCAGUUGCAUAUAGUGGUGUAAAAAACUCUUUGAAGGAAGCUAAUCAUGAUGGAGACUUUGGAAUUACGCUCGCAGAGCUGCGGGCUCUAAUGGAGCUCAGGUCCACAGAUGCAUUAAGAAAAAUACAGGAAAGCUAUGGAGAUGUCUAUGGAAUUUGUACCAAGUUGAAAACAUCUCCCAAUGAAGGUUUAAGUGGAAACCCUGCAGAUCUGGAAAGAAGAGAAGCAGCGUUUGGAAAGAAUUUUAUACCUCCUAAAAAGCCAAAAACCUUUCUUCAGUUAGUAUGGGAAGCAUUACAAGAUGUCACUUUAAUUAUUUUAGAAAUUGCAGCCAUAGUGUCAUUGGGCCUUUCUUUUUAUCAACCUCCAGAAGGGGAUAAUGCACUUUGUGGAGAAGUUUCUGUUGGGGAGGAAGAAGGUGAAGGUGAAACCGGCUGGAUUGAAGGAGCUGCAAUCCUCUUGUCAGUGGUGUGUGUGGUAUUAGUGACUGCUUUCAAUGACUGGAGUAAGGAGAAACAGUUCAGGGGUUUGCAGAGUCGAAUUGAACAGGAACAAAAGUUCACCGUCAUCAGGGGUGGUCAGGUCAUUCAGAUACCUGUAGCUGACAUUACUGUUGGGGAUAUUGCUCAAGUGAAAUAUGGUGAUCUUCUUCCAGCUGAUGGUAUACUUAUUCAGGGUAAUGAUCUCAAAAUUGAUGAAAGCUCGUUGACUGGUGAAUCUGAUCAUGUUAAGAAAUCUUUAGAUAAGGAUCCCUUACUUUUAUCAGGUACUCAUGUAAUGGAAGGCUCUGGAAGAAUGGUAGUUACAGCUGUAGGUGUGAAUUCUCAAACUGGAAUUAUCUUUACCUUACUUGGAGCUGGAGGUGAAGAAGAAGAGAAGAAAGAUGAGAAGAAAAAAGAAAAGAAAAAUAAGAAGCAGGAUGGAGCCAUUGAGAAUCGCAACAAAGCAAAAGCACAGGAUGGUGCAGCCAUGGAAAUGCAGCCUUUAAAGAGUGAAGAAGGUGGAGAUGGUGACGAAAAAGACAAAAAGAAAGCAAAUUUGCCAAAAAAGGAAAAAUCUGUUUUACAAGGAAAACUUACAAAACUAGCUGUUCAGAUCGGCAAAGCAGGUCUGUUGAUGUCUGCCAUCACAGUUAUCAUUCUAGUAUUAUAUUUUGUCAUCGAUACCUUCUGGGUUCAGAAGAGACCAUGGCUUGCUGAGUGUACACCAAUCUAUAUACAAUAUUUUGUGAAGUUCUUCAUUAUUGGAGUUACAGUGUUAGUGGUUGCAGUGCCAGAAGGUCUUCCACUGGCAGUUACUAUCUCACUGGCUUACUCAGUGAAGAAAAUGAUGAAAGACAAUAACUUAGUAAGGCAUCUGGAUGCUUGUGAAACCAUGGGAAAUGCUACAGCUAUUUGUUCAGAUAAAACAGGAACAUUAACAAUGAACAGAAUGACAGUUGUUCAAGCUUAUAUAAAUGAAAAGCAUUAUAAAAAGGUUCCUGAACCAGAAGCUAUUCCACCAAAUAUUUUGUCCUAUCUAGUAACAGGAAUUUCUGUGAAUUGUGCUUAUACAUCAAAAAUAUUGCCACCAGAGAAAGAGGGUGGAUUGCCUCGUCAUGUUGGUAAUAAAACUGAAUGUGCCUUGUUGGGAUUUCUUUUGGAUUUAAAACGGGAUUAUCAGGAUGUUAGAAAUGAAAUACCAGAAGAAGCAUUGUACAAAGUCUACACCUUCAAUUCUGUUAGGAAGUCCAUGAGUACUGUCCUAAAAAAUUCAGAUGGAAGUUAUCGGAUAUUCAGCAAGGGUGCAUCUGAGAUAAUUCUGAAAAAGUGUUUCAAAAUCUUGAGUGCUAAUGGUGAGGCCAAAGUAUUCAGACCAAGGGACCGUGAUGAUAUUGUAAAAACUGUGAUUGAACCAAUGGCAUCAGAAGGCUUGAGAACCAUAUGUCUUGCGUUCAGAGAUUUUCCAGCAGGAGAACCAGAACCAGAGUGGGAUAAUGAAAAUGAUAUUGUCACUGGGCUUACAUGCAUUGCUGUUGUGGGGAUUGAAGAUCCUGUGAGACCUGAGGUACCAGAUGCAAUAAAGAAAUGUCAGAGGGCUGGAAUUACUGUGCGAAUGGUUACUGGUGAUAAUAUUAAUACUGCCCGAGCUAUUGCGACCAAAUGUGGAAUAUUACAUCCUGGGGAAGAUUUUCUGUGUCUAGAAGGUAAAGAUUUUAACAGAAGAAUACGAAAUGAAAAGGGAGAGAUAAUAAUUGUGCAGUUUGGUGGAAAACCUUUCAGUUGUUCAGAACUUUCAAUAGAACAAUGGCUAUGGUCAAUAUUCCUAGGAAUGGGAACAUUACUCUGGGGCCAGCUUAUUUCAACAAUUCCAACUAGUCGCUUAAAAUUUCUAAAAGAAGCUGGUCAUGGAACACAAAAGGAAGAAAUACCUGAGGAGGAAUUAGCAGAGGAUGUUGAGGAGAUUGAUCAUGCCGAGAGGGAGUUGCGACGUGGCCAGAUCUUGUGGUUUAGAGGUCUGAACAGAAUCCAGACACAGAUUCGAGUGGUGAAUGCAUUUCGUAGUUCUUUAUAUGAAGGGUUAGAAAAACCAGAAUCAAGAAGUUCGAUUCACAACUUUAUGACACAUCCUGAGUUUAGGAUAGAAGAUUCAGAGCCUCAUAUCCCCCUUAUUGAUGACACUGAUGCUGAAGACGAUGCUCCUACAAAACGUAACUCCAGUCCUCCACCCUCUCCUAACAAAAAUAACAAUGCUGUUGACAGCGGAAUUCACCUUACAAUAGAUAUGAACAAGUCUGCUACCUCUUCAUCCCCAGGAAGCCCACUACAUAGUUUGGAAACAUCACUCUGAUUGUAAGCUGAAUGUUAACACACUAGCUGCAUUGUAAAGAAACAAAUUGAAACUGGGUCUUUUCACAUAUUGUGAUGGACAAGAUAGUAUUCUUGUCUUUGGACUUCAACAGAAGACACACUUGUACGAAUGUAGAUUUAUUUUUUUAAAAAAAAAAAAAAGCAAAGCUUUCUGCCAGACUGAGGGUGCUUUUUGUGGGGUGGGAGAAAUGAACUGACAGAUAAACAGUAACUCAGUAUAAGUGACCUGUGGAAUGGUCCUAAACAGUGUAUUAGCAGAACUUUAGUUUUUCUCAGUCCUUGAUGGGAGAGAGGGAGGAGUAAGCUGGGCAAGACAAAGAGCCCUGGAUCAUUGAAUUGAUACUUUCAUUUCUGCUGUUGGCUGUUAAUAAUUUGGAUUAUUUAUGUUUAUAAAUGAUACAGAUCUGUUUACAAGGUUUGUAGAUACUUUUUUUGUUCCUGUUCAUAGAUGGGAAGCUUCCUUAUAACUGAUGCAAACAAAAAUUAGUCCUUCAAAUACUGCUGUAUUUUCAGGAAAAAAAGGGGGGGUGUUUCUAUUGAAACUGUACUAAAUUUUUGCCUACAAUUUACCUUGUUAAAUAUUGUAGAUAAAUUGCUAAUACUAAUAGCCAAAUAGAUAACACUAAUGCUUUGUUUAAAAAAAGAAAACAAAACAAAAAAACAUGAGCAGUGGUGUUCUAAUAAAGUUAUGGCAUCUGUCCUAAUUAGUUUCUUAAAUACAUUUACUACUUAAUGGUUUUGAAACAACUGUUUAAUUUUUAAAAUUUUUGAAAACUUGCUAAUAACCUUUUGUUCAAAAUUUAGUAGAUUGUUUAAUGCAGGACAUCAACUACAUAAUGAAAGAUGCUUGAAAUGCUUUUGUUAUUUCAGGCAAAUCAAAUUAAAUCAAACUAUCAAACUACAAGAGAACCUUAGUCCUUUUUGUUUUUGUCUAAAUAUGUUAGUUUAGUGAUGUCUUGGUGAACUGUGAGUGAAUUGUAUUGAUUUUUCUAAUAAAUCCUUAGAGACCUUCAUACAGCAUGAGGGCUGUUGGCAUUUUGAAAAAGGUUAACAAGUAGAAGCAUACAUGUUUUUCUUUCUUUUUUGAACUUGUUUGUAAACAUAAAUAAAAAUGCCCUUUUACUAAAUAAAUACACGGCAAUGUUUUUUUAAAAAGACAUUUCAGCUUCUUUCCUCAAUUCUGCAUAUAAUGGUGCAUCAGUCUUUUCUCUUUGAUCGCAAUUGGAAUAAAUUUCAAGAUGGUAACAGCCCCAUGAAGUACUGCUUUAAUUCCUUGUUGAUAAUCUAGUAGAAUCAGAAUACAAAAAUUACCACAACUUACCUAAAAUAUUAUCUCACAUUUUUAAUUUUUUAAUGUAAUCAUUGUCUUUUAUUAAGUGGCCAAAAAACAGAUUAGGUAAAAUGAGAGUAGGUGAAAAGUAGAAAAGCUUCUAAACAGAUAUAUUUAGAUAUAAUAGUUAACUAUAUUCUAGAAUGCCCGUUUCUAAACCAAUUAGAUUCUUUAAAAACUGUUUCUGUCCUGUCUACCUUUUCCUCCUGUUUUCCUCUUGUCUUUACCCUUUAAAAAUUGGUAUUGUAUCAGGGCCCAGAUUUCACCAGAUACACAAUCCUCAGAAUGACAUAGAGUUUACGAGGACUACUACAUCCUAGAGUGCUGACCCAGAAAAGAAAUGUUAGUUGAUGGUGCUUGAUAUUUUUGAUGGGUGGGGGAAAUCUUUUUCUCUCCAUCAGUUCUUUGCAGUAAUCCUCUGCAAGACUUAGAAAUACAAUGGCUCUGUCAGCAUUUAUCAUUGUACAUUUACUCAUCAGGUAUUUAUAGUGAUUCAUACUGUAAAAAAAAGAGGUAGCAUGAUAUGCUGGAAGCAUAUUUAGACUAGGAGUCAAGACGUGGCUUCUAGUCCUGGUUUUUGCCAUUAAUGUUCUGCAUGAUCUUGGGGAAAUAGUUUACCUUAAAUGAGGGUGGUGGACUAGACUCAUCUUGAAGAACCCUUUCAACUCUAAAAAUUGACCCUAUUAACUGAGGAAGCCUAUAAGGCAUAGGGAAUAGAGAAAAGGGAAAUGUUUUCAGUUUUCUUUUUUUUAUUUUGGUUAUGCUUAAAUAUGAAUGUACUUACCAAAAGAUUUAGAAGUGCAUGUGCUUUGGAGGAUUUGUAUUGAGCUUUUACAGUAUUCAUUUUCAACUCAAGGCAAUGGCUUUUUACACCAACUCUAAUCCAUAAACCGGUCUUAUGACAUCUAUGAAGUAGUAGCAAGACAUGCUUAGUGUGUAUUUCUCUCUUUGAGACACUGUAAUUUCUACCAGAAAUUUCCAGAGCAUUAUGUAAGUAGGAAAAAAAAUGCAAGCAAAGCUGUUAAAGAUCUCAGAUUCCAUUAUAUAUUAUGUAUAGCUGAAAUCAGCAUCUGUAAUUGAAUCACUUUUUCUCUUUAAUCCUCUAACCAAAAAAAAAAAAUGUUUAAUUUUGCAUCCCAAAUGUUUUUAAUCUUUGUAUAUUUUUUAAAAAUCCUUUUCUCCUCAUCAUUGCCUUUUUUGUGGUUGUAAAUAGACUUACUUGCACUUUGAAGAUGAGUUACUCCUUGUCAUCUUACAAAUAUGUGAUAUGGUAAUUUUCAUAACAGAUGUCAGUUUUGAACCAAGAAAUGGUGAUUUGUUUAUAAGAAAAAAAAACUGACUUCAUUUCUGUGAAAUUGCUCUUUGAAAAUUUCUUUUUCCACAUGUAAGCCAACUGAGAUACCGUGAUGGUGUUGAUUUCUUUUAAUGAUGCUUACCAUCUAUUUUAGCCACUGAGCCUUUUAUUAUUUGUCUAUUUGUAAAGUUUAUUUGUCUUAACUCAUUUAAUAAAUAUACUGUUUAUCUGUUUCUGAA